Rotaria socialis is the source of this 1467-nucleotide messenger RNA. NCBI's taxonomy places the organism in Eukaryota, Metazoa, Rotifera, Eurotatoria, Philodinida, Philodinidae. The record is from the annotation of a GenBank genome assembly.
AUGAUUAGCAUACGUUUUUUGUUACGACCAUUACAACAAUCAUCCAAACGUCGUUUAUCGACGUUAAGCCAAGUUAUUGAUAAACGUUUAAAUUCUGAACUUGAUUCUAUUCGACAAGCAGGCACGUGGAAAUCAGAGCGAAUUAUUUCAACCAGUCAAAGUGCACAUAUUAAAGUUCAAAAUUCAAAAAAUGACCUUUUAAAUUUUUGUGCAAAUAAUUAUUUGGGGUUAGCAAAUAAUACUGAAAUUAUAAAAGCAGCUAAGAAUGCUCUUGAUGAGUAUGGAGCUGGCCUAAGUUCAGUACGAUUUAUUUGUGGUACACAAACAAUACACAAACAACUUGAACAAGCUAUUGCCAAGUUUCAUAAACGAGAAGAUGCAAUUCUCUAUAUAUCGUGUUUUGAUGCCAAUGCAGGCAUUUUCGAAACACUACUUAAAGAACAAGACUAUAUAAUCAGUGAUGAAUUAAAUCAUGCAUCAAUUAUCGAUGGUAUUCGUUUAUGUAAAGCCAAACGAUUACGUUAUAAAAAUAAAGAUAUGUCUGAUCUUGAAUCAAAAUUACAAGAAAGUCACAAUGAUAAAACUGAAAAUGUAAUUCGAUUGAUUGCUACUGAUGGUGUUUUCUCAAUGGAUGGUACGAUUGCACCAUUACCUGAUAUUCGACGGUUAGCAGAUAAAUAUAAGGCAUUGGUUUUCAUUGAUGAAUGUCAUGCAACUGGAUUUUUUGGAAAGACCGGACGUGGUACCGAAGAACACUUUGACAUGAUUGGAGGUGUUGAUAUUAUUAAUUCAACAUUGGGAAAAGCACUUGGUGGAGCGGCAGGGGGAUAUACAACAGGACCCAAAGCACUUAUUGAUCUUUUACGACAACGUUCAAGACCGUAUCUUUUUUCAAAUACAUUGCCGCCACCUAUUGUAGCUAGUGCUAUGAAAGCUAUUGAAUUAAUAGACAAUGACACUAGUUUACCUGGUCGAGUACUUGAUAAUGCUAAAUAUUUUCGUCAAGAAAUGCAAGAAUUAGGUUUCAAAAUUCUUGGUGACGAUCAUCCAAUCUGUCCAGUUAUGCUUGGUGAUGCUCGAUUAGCAAGUCAAUUUGCUGAUGAAAUGCUUAAACGAGGCAUUUAUGUUAUUGGAUUUAGUUAUCCUGUGGUACCAAAAGAUCGUGCUCGUAUUCGUGUACAAGUAUCAGCUGCUCAUUCAAAAGCUGACCUUCAACGAUGUAUUGAUGCAUUUGCGCAAGUUGACACAAUAAAAAGAAGAAAUAUAAUCAUGUCUGGAGGACCAAACUCGUGGUCUCAAUUUGUUGGUAAAAAGGCUGAUGAUGCUGAAAGCCACAUAAAAUCAGAAGGUUUUAAUACUGAAGUAAUGCCCGAAGGAGCACCAUGUACAAGGGAUUUUCGUCCCAAUCGUGUUCGCAUAUUUGUUGAUACCAAUAACGUUGUUGUUGCAACACCACACACUGGCUAA